GGACGCUUUAGGGCUUUGUUAAUGCUUUCUGUGUCUCCUUUUCUUAGGGCCGUCUGGUCUGUGGCAGACGAGGGCUUGUCCCUGCUGGCACCCCUUCCGCUACUACCCCGCUCCGCGAGCACCAGCCUCCAGCAGCGACGCCUGCUUCCAGGGGCAGGCGGCGCCCAGGCCAGGCCAGCCCAUUUGGCAGGUGUUCCGCGCGCCGCGCUUAUUGGUUGGCUUCGUCGUCCACAUGCCGCGUUUGAACUCGCGAUCCGGCGGGAGAAUUCGCAGCUGCCAAGGCCAAAGUCCUGGGAGCCCCCAGUCGGCCUGCCACGUAGCCCCUGGAGAUUCCCGCACUUUCUUUUCUCCAGCGCGCCCCUCGAUACAACACACAAGGACAACGUGCACUGCAUUAGCCAUGGGCAACACCGAGUCUGCCCCGAUGGGAAUAACGAUUCGUAUUAACUGCAGCAGCAGGAUUUCGGGAGUCCCUCCUCCUGAAACCAGUCAACAGGCCCGCUCAGUAUCCCACAGGCCUUAUUACACACUGCCCAACGGUAGCCAUGAGAGGCGGUCUGUCCUCACCAUUACUGAACCUCCACGAUUCCACUUCCAGGCCAAAGGGAAAAACAUACGCCUGGAUGCCCAUUCCCGCAAAGCCACCCGGAGGAACAGUUUUUGCAAUGGCAUCACUUUCACCCAUCGACCCAUCCACUUGUAUGAGAAAGUGCGGCUCAGGCUGGUGUCUGUGCACCAUGGAUGGAGUGGGGCAUUGCGCUUUGGCUUCACCACGCACGAUCCAUCACAGAUGAGUGCAGAUGAAAUACCAAAGUAUGCCUGCCCAGAUCUGGUGACGCGGCCAGGUUUCUGGGCCAAAGCUCUGCCAGAGAGAUUUGCAGUGAGGGACAACAUCCUGGCAUUCUGGGUUGAUCGCCAUGGAAGAGUUUUCUAUAGUAUUAAUGAGGAGGAGCCAAUACUGUUCCACUGUGGCGUCAAAGUCUCCGGGCCUCUGUGGGCACUGAUAGAUGUCUAUGGAAUCACCCAUGAAGUGCAAAUAUUAGACAGCAUGUUUGCCGAGACAAUGACCUCCACCCGUCUCAGCAACGCACGACUCAGCACUUGCCUUCCACAGAGCAGUCACGAUUCGGCCAACUUCAACAACAACGAACUAGAGAACAACCAAGUGGUGGCCAAAAUUGCCAAUCUGAACUUAAGCCGCAUGCCUGGGCUGCCGACGGAUAACCACACCAUUCCUUGCUGUCCAGGCCGGCGGCAGCCUGCGCAAGUUGUGCCUGCCUUCCUAGAUACAGAUCUACAUUUCCACCUUACCCGUGGGCCUGACAUCAAUUUUUCUCAGGACCGGAUGUCUGCUUGCACCAAUUGGCAAGAGAGCAAUAGAACUUUGGCAUUUUCCGACCGACCUUUGCACAUUGGCGAAAGCCUCUUUGUGGAAGUAGGACACCUGGGCCUGCCCUAUUACGGAGCCCUUACAUUUGGCAUCACUUCUUGUGAUCCAGGCACGUUACGGACAAAUGAGCUCCCAGCUGAUCCAGACUUUCUUCUGGAUCGCAAGGAGUACUGGGUGGUUUGUAGAGGAUUCCCAGUCCUCAACAACGGCGACAUCCUCAACUUUGUAGUCUUGCCCAAUGGAGAAGUGCACCACGGAAUAAACGGGAUGAGCCGUGGGAUGCUGAUGUGCGUGGACAUCUCACAGUCUCUCUGGGUGUUUUUCACAAUCCAUGGUGUAAUCAAUCAGCUCAAAAUACUAGGCACUGUGCAGUCCAGCCCCGUGACUGUCUCCCCCUCAGGAUCCCCUGGAGGCUCACAGUAUGACAGUGAUUCAGAUAUGGCUUUCAGUGUCAACAGAUCCUCCUCUGCUUCUGAGUCAUCCCUGGUGACUGCUCCUAGUUCUCCUCUGAGCCCUCCAGUGUCUCCUGUGUUCCCACCUCCAGAGCCCACCAGCAGCAAGAACGGGGAGUGCACUGUUUGCUUUGACAAUGAGGUGGAUGUGGUCAUCUACACCUGCGGACACAUGUGCCUCUGUAACACCUGCGGUCUUAAGCUGAAGAAGCAACUCAAUGCCUGCUGCCCAAUCUGCCGACGGGUCAUCAAAGACAUCAUUAAAAUCUACCGUCCUUAACCUCACCCAAACCCUUUAGGGUGUGACUGGUGAGGGGAGGAGAAAGAAUGUUAUUAGCAGUUACCACACCUUACCGUCCCUGCUUAUGGGUUAUUGUGCUGGUCAGUGGUUACUGAGUGGCUCUUUUGUCUAUAUUUCCAUGCUUUGACCAGUAGAAACAAAUCAGGGAUAAUUAAGUGAACUGGGAAACAUUCUGGUCCUGGUAGAGGCUAAAGGUACAGCUGCGGAGUGGGAAGAGCUUUCAUAAAGAUGCUGCUCUCAUGGGUUAAGCUGGUGAGUCUGAGCUGUAAAUACCUGCACUAUGUGGAUUCCCAAAGGAAAACCAAAUUGUCUUCUGCAGUGGUUCUCAUUAAAACAUGCAGCUAUCCUGUCUCUGGAAAGCUGUUGCAGAUGUCUGUUAUUUCAGCACGUUUUAAUUUCUGUGUACACUUUCCCCUGUCAUAAUCGGUAUAGAAAUAAUCGGGCGGUAUAUAAAUCAAAUAAAUAAAUAAAUAAAUAAUCAAGAAGCCUGUUACAAAUUAGGUAGCUCCCCAGGCAGUUUCAGGAGCCAGGGGAGUGAGUAGAAGGAAGAGCUUGCACUCACAGCAAAGGUCCAAAGUGGUAGCAGGGAGCAAAACAUAUUCUGUCACCUAUAAAAGAGUGGGGGGAAGUUGGGGACACGGGGGGGAGGGGCUGCUCAUCUCAAGUCUUGCAUGGGUCAGUGGGUGUGUUGGGGAAGAUUGCUAAUCUCUUUAUCCAAUUGGCUGAAACACCACCCAAAAGGGGAUAAAUUAACAAACGCUUUCUGUAUUCUGUUGCUUUCAAUUCCACUGUUCCAAUGCAGCCUACUCAUUCACAGUUCAGUGGCUCACGUCUUUAAGAUGGUGACUUUGUGAAACCAAGAAUAGGACAUUUGCCUGGUGCGUGAUGACAGGGAAAUGGAGGCUCGAAGAGGCAUACAGAGUGCACAGUCAAUCACAACUGUGUAUGUAUGGCAAAAAACUAUAAAUGUUCUCCUAGUGCAAAAGGCAAACAAUGGCAUUUUCCUCUGUAAGGCAUGAGCUGAAGCUUCGAGCUGUUGUACUGAACAGGGGAGAGCUUAAUUUGUUGUAAAUAGUAACCCUUUGCGUGCAGAAGAGGAACUUUGUGGUUCAAACAUUACUGCAUGCUGUGGAGGUUAUGAAUGAUCAUACUCGGGCAUCUGUGAGCUGCAACCUGUGAAAGCUUCCUUUUGACCACACAGCUACAGAGGCGGCUGAUGGAGAGUGCAGGAUUUCUGACUUCCCAAGUAUUAGUGCUUUGUGAGUGCAGGUGAUGGAUGUUUCCUCCAUUCCUCUCCAGGGGUUUUGUCAGCAAAGUAUGUAGCAAUGUGGGAGCUCUCAUUUCUUCCUCUCCAGGAAGUUGCAUUUGACUCCACAAUAGAUGCAUCUUAUUGAAUUAAAAAAUAACCACCCACAGCAUUGUCUGUUCAAAAAAGAAUUUGCAAACUAUUAUUAGAUGCUAGGGCUUAAAAGAUAAGUGACUUUUGGUUAUCGUGGUAGACCGUACUAAACUACACGAUGUUGAAAAACACAUUGCAGUUUAGGAAAGAGGUACCAUGAGGGCAAAAACCUCGGCUUGGCCUAUUUGCAGAUUCUUUCUUCUUAAUCAGGCUUUGCAAAGCUGAAUCAUAUCACUGUGGCCAUGAAACCCUAGUGACCCUAGAAAGCCUGUCCCUCUCUGACUAGUGGGAGUCUGCUAUGAAGAACUGCUAAUAAAGUAGAUAAAAAUGUGACAAUUGUGCCUAUCUUGAUAGCAUAUUACAUUCCAGUGUGCAGUUAAUACUGCCUAAAGAUGAAAUCCUUAUUUAAGGUGAUGAUUUUUCAUCUGAUCCUGUGAGCCACUUUUGAGGCAGGAACUCAUACGAUCCCACAGAAGGAUCCAAGGGGCACCAUGGCACCAAGAGGGGAAAACUUAUUCUUUCUCAUGACAGUGCCAGAACUGACCCUUAGCCCUGGACCAUGGGUCUGCCGUGCCUUUUCUCCCUCUUCUAGCACAGUACAGCUAUUCUAAGCCAUUGUGCUCCCUCUGUCAGUAGGCUGGACUGCAUAUACUAUAGGGCUUUGUGCUUUAUAUAGAAGCCAAUGCAGACUUUGGUAAAGCAUGGAGUAGGCAAAGGAUUGUAGUUAAGCUACAGGGUUAUAAUGGCUUCGGUGGGGCUGAAUCAGUAUAUAUCAAAACACCCCAAGUUCACUGGCGCAUGGAUUAUGUUUCCUAUGGCUAUAUCAGUUGUAUCUCGUGGCUAGUUUAGCAUCUUUUUUGUUGAAAAGCUUCAGCUUAGGUUUCGUUUAUUUAUUUUUUAUAAAGUUCCAUGCAGUAACUCUCCCUGUGUGCACACAGUGUUCAAGGGCUGAGCUGGAAAUUGUUGAAUGCCACUGGUGCAAUCCCUGCAGCCUAACACUGUGAUUGGCUAGUUCUAUAUUGCACAAGUAAAGGUACUUCAAAGGUUUCAAGUCAACUGAUCCUCCCCUUUCCAAGUUUCUAUGAGGUGCAGACAAGAUCCUGGUCCAGGAGGAAAGACCAUUUCUUUUCAACUUUAGGGUAGUUUUAGGCAACAUUAUGUUGCAGGAUGCUUAGCAGUAGAUUCUCAAAUGUUCCCAAGAACCGGCUGUUCCCCAUGAAUCCACAUGGGAGCAAAGAGCCAGCUUCACAGUGUAAGGAGUCACUACAGAGGACUGGCUACCCACAUAGGGUGCAACUGCUGGGUGGUGGGAGAGUUGUUUGAAGGCACCAUAUUAAGAGAAGAGCAUGUCCAGAAACACUGUAACUUUAAUUCUUCUGCACUCAUGUAAUAAACUGGCAUCAGAAUCCAUCAGUCAUUACCAUGGAAAGACAAGGCUUACAUGCACAGCAUGGAGAAAGUGGGAGAGAUGGUCUGGUUUAGAUUGCAUUGCAAAGCAGCUCAUCUUCAGGAGGUGUCUGCAUCAGCUGCAGCAUGACCCUUUGCACCUUUAAGCUUUUGCUGGUAUUAACGUCUGAUCUGGUAAGCAUGCAGGCUAAUGAUUGCAAGCUGAGCAGGUUUAAGAGGCAGAGGAGACAGAGACUGAGAGUGUACUAGAUGUGACUGCAUUGGGAAAGCCUUGGGCAGUCAGCUGCAAAGACUUUGUGGGAAGGGAGGGCCAAUUCAACCAAUCAGCAGAAGUGACAGUGUGACCAUAAGCUCUGUGCAUGAAGUCUGCUCUGUUUGCAGUGGUGACUUCAUACCAUUAAACUAUUAUAUGAGAGCUGUAGCUAUCACUUCAGAAAUAUGGCUGUGUGGACCAGUGGUUUUUAUUCAAACUGGAAACUUCCUGGGCCACACCAGGAAGACCCUGCACCUUGUCCUUCUGCUGUUUGCCACAGAGGCUGCUGCCCUCUGACUGGCAUGGGGGCUAGUGUGUUCCAAGAGGCUUCUUGACUCAGUUGGGUUUGAGUUGUGUGAUUCUAGCACCCCAAUCCUUGGUGUGACAGAUAUGGCAGGAAUAUUCCCCUAACAUCUUAAUUCCACACUGCAUACCUAACAUGCCACUAAGCAAGAUGACAGCCAUAAAUCAGAGUGAAUUUAAAUGGAAUCUCUUUGCAGCAGCUGACACUGUUUAGUCUUUAAAGUCACAGCUGGAGAAGCUCGCCAGGAAUAAGCGAACAGGUUUACAUUUUUGCAGAGCUGACAGUACUAAAACCAUGAGGCAACUUAAUGAUUGGUUGAGUUUUGUGGGUGUUUAUUAUUUCCUCUGUUCUGCUGCUAACACUGUGUGUUUACUUUGAGUUGGACAUUUCAAGAGCAUGUUGGUUUCUUUUACAGAGCUGCUUUGCUUCUAUCAGUUACUAUGUCAAAUCAAAAACCUAAUUGAAGAUUUGCCUUGCACCUUUGGUCUGGAACUAGUUUCCUACGCAAACACUGAACUGUCUGACUAUUGCUUUAGUAGCUGCUAUUGCAAUUGUGUUUUUAAAAGAAAUGUACAGGCCUAAGAUGGUGGUAUAAAAUGCACUGAGCCACAGGUACAAAAUAGGACACUGAGUGUCCUGUUCUGUCCUUCCUACUGGAACCGAUUUCCCAAAGGGAGCAGCAUCUGCCAGAAGCUUAGACCCUAAAUACAUUCAUGGUCAAAGUGUGGCUGUGAAGCAGGUUGGGAAAAGCACAUUAGUGGACACGCAGCUCUACUGGUUCUGGUCUCGCAAGACAUUUUCAAACCCCUUUGACAAAUGACUUUUAGGAAAUGGAGGCUACUUAGAAAUUUGUUAGUUCUUGUUAUUGCUCUUUUUUAAAAAGUCUGUUCAGAAGAUCUGUUUGUGCCUUAUAAGGGUGUCUGUGCACUUUUUAUCCUUUUUAAUGCUACUUUAAACAAAAUGGAGGGGUGGGGGGAAGAACCUAACACAGAUGGCUGGUAGUUUUUUAGAAUUUUAUGUAUUCACCAAGAACUUUGCUUUUUUGAUAUUGGAGUGAAAAUUGUAUGUUUUCAUUGGUUUUUUGCUGCCAUUCUCCUCCCCAUUUCCUCUUUGUAUAAAAGCUUUUUCCCCCCCCCCAAGUUUCCAGAUUUCUAAAAUUUCGUGAUAUUUUUCUGGUUCAUGACUGUGAUCUAAAUAUCACAUUCUAAGAUAAACCAGAUUUUAAUUGCUCUGUAAUAGACUUUCAAAGCAAAUCAUUUGGGGAGGGAAGUUUGCACUUCUCUAUGUGUUAAUACUCUCUAGCAUUGUGAUCUGUACUGUGUGUGUAUGUAUGUAUGUAUGUAUGUGUGUUGUUUUUUAUUUUGGUCUGUUUUACAUUAAUAUAAAACUUUACCUGUUUAUGAAACAAAUAAAAUGUUGGCUUGUACAUAU
Molecule: messenger RNA, 6937 nt
Organism: Hemicordylus capensis (graceful crag lizard)
Lineage: Eukaryota; Metazoa; Chordata; Lepidosauria; Squamata; Cordylidae
Gene: NEURL1B
Product: neuralized E3 ubiquitin protein ligase 1B
Exons: 5
Coding region: 233-2122 (629 amino acids)
Biological process (GO): ubiquitin-dependent endocytosis
Cellular component (GO): early endosome
Molecular function (GO): ubiquitin protein ligase activity
Source: RefSeq, a predicted model, not a curated record